This is a messenger RNA of Lymnaea stagnalis (great pond snail), 1336 nucleotides long. The record is from the annotation of a GenBank genome assembly. NCBI's taxonomy places the organism in Eukaryota, Metazoa, Mollusca, Gastropoda, Lymnaeidae.
AGGGCCGAGUUGUAAACUGCCCAGAAGAUGCCUCCGGAAUCAUCACCGGCAGGAGGGACUUCCAUCUCAAACGUGAGUCACUCCACAACAAGACAGACACCAGACCCGUGCUGUGACCAGACAGAUGCUAAGACCACCAACGACGUACACAUUGGUGAUACUGCCUCGAGUGUAACUGACAGUUACUAUUUUGUAACCCAGGUUUCAAGAGCGGUGGCACUAGCUGUCAUCGUCUUGAGCAUUUACUCCAGAAACUGUAUCCAAGCUCACGUAGAUACGCUGUGGGCGUGGUUAAGACACGAUUCCGUCUUCCGGUCAGCCUACUUUGAGACCAUCUACGUCACUGCCGUUUACGGCCUCAUCAUUGCCGCCUAUCCGUAUGCCGCCCACUACAUGCCAUUUCUGCAGCGGUUCAAAGUGACUGGUGACGUCACCUACAUCCACCAGACCACCCCUGGUAUAGUGCUGGAAGCGGUCAAGUACGUCGCGCCUCUGUUGGCAGCAGACGCGGUGAUCGUCAAAAGGUACUGGGACGUCCAUGAGUCCGAGUGGGAGACUAGACGUCACCAAUGGAUCCAGACCACGAGGGCGUUGCCAGGGGACGCGCCGCCAUUCCUUCUUCUCUGCGCGCAGGUUGCGGCCAGCGUUUUUGUCUUUGACUUCCUUUUCUUUGGCGUGCACUUGCUGCUGCACAAGAAUCUGUUUCUGUUCAAGCACUUCCACGCGGUGCACCACCAGCACACUCUGAUGCACGCCCACGUGACCAACCAGCUGUCCGUCGUGGAGCGCCUUCUGCUCAUUGCCUCCGCCAACUAUGCCCUGAAGCUGUUCCGGUGCCACCCUCUCACGCGCGUCGUCUACGUCCCGGUGUUUCUGUGGCUCCUCGUUGACAACCACACCGGGUACGACCUGCCCUGGGGACCCCAUCGCCUGGUGCCCUGGGGGCUGAUGGGUGGCCCGGCGAAACACUAUGCUCACCAUGUACACGGCACGAGGCACUACCAGCCAUUCUUCAACUACCUGGACAGCUGGUUGGAGGGAAGACGACCAACAAACGCACAUAACCAGGUGGAGGGGAGACAAUCUUUACAUCUACAAAAACGUGAUUAGUAUUGGAAAUAGGUAGAGAAUAAAUUAGCCGCAACCCUCGUGUUGCAAGAUGAUGUUAGAUAUGUGGAUCAGUUUUUACUUGAAAUUCUUCUUGAACAUCAAAUGUUUAAUGUUUUUGUUCAUUUGCUAAAGAUAAAAAAAUGUCUACCGUGUUUCUCAGAAAAUAAGCCCAAAAUCAUUGCUCUUUCCGGAUGCUCUUAAAAUAAAACCCCCCCCAAAAUAAGCC